Messenger RNA from Entrophospora sp. SA101, 975 nucleotides. The record is from the annotation of a GenBank genome assembly. NCBI's taxonomy places the organism in Eukaryota, Fungi, Glomeromycota, Glomeromycetes, Entrophosporales, Entrophosporaceae.
AUGGAAGAUCAAGAAAAGGUUAAGAUCGCUGGCUCUGCCUCUUCAUUGUUUAAUGAUUCUUCAGAGCAAAGUCCGUUCGAUUCAUUAUUUGCAGCAGAUCAAAGCUUACCAAAUAAUACAAAUAAUAAUUCAAAUUCUAACCAGGUUUCUCAAAACAACGUUUCUGUUGAAACUUCUUUUGACGAACUAAGUAUUACAAAUGAACACCCUUCCACAAAUUAUUACUACAAUCAAUUUGAUAACUCUCUACAAUACAACGCUUAUAAUGCGAAUGAUUUAUAUUACGAUGUUGUUAGACCGGCUAAUGAUGAAAACUACCCUACUUCAUCUCAAGCUAACGGAUCAAUUGAAAAUUCUGAGAAUCAAAUUAAUAGAAAAAAAAUUGGUAUGACCCAGUUUAUCCAAGAAGGAAAAUUUAUCCCGGUUACGGUCAUUUUGGUUACUCCCAAUGUCGUGACUCAAAUCAAAACUCAGGAUAAAGAAGGUUAUAAUGCUUGCCAAUUAGCUUUUCAAGAAUGCCGAGCCAAAGUUUUAAAUAAGCCUCGACUUGGUCAUUUAAAUAAAAAUAAAAUCACCCCCCAUAAACAUUUACGAGAAGCAAAAGAUGUGACUGGCUUUUCAGUUGGCUCCCAAUUAGAUGUUUCACUUUUUCAAGAAAAAGAAAGAAUUAAAAUUACUGGUGUUUCCAAAGGAAAAGGAUUUGCGGGAGUAAUUAAAAGACAUGGUUUUGCUCUCGGUGCCAUGUCGCACGGUGGUGGUCCAGUUCACCGUUCCAUUGGUUCUGCGGGUGGUGGUCGAGGUACUCGCCAAAAAGUUCCAAAAGGCAAAAAAAUGCCCGGUCAUCUCGGAAAUGAACAAGUAACCAUUCGCAAUCUCCUCGUUGUAAAAAUCCUUCCUGAAAAGCAAAUAAUUUUAGUCAAAGGGGCAGUGCCUGGUAAUCAAAAAGGGUUGGUUAAGUUAACUAAAAUUACCUAA